CUUCUUUCGGACUCUCGCUGACAGAGCUCGCUGUAACAGCGGUCGCCGCGAGUUGUACACCGCGAUAGAGAGAGACAGGAAACUGCACGAGUUAAAAAUAAACGCCUAGCAGGGGGAAGGGGCGAGAGGGGCACCAGCAUAACCUUGCGGACAAUCGUGCGGUGUCAGUCGCCGCGAGACUACCGCCGAAAAAUGUCCACGUGGCAGCCGUUGUUCGUGAUUAUUGGGCUGCUGGCAUGUUGUUGCGGCGAACAACAGCAUGCGAGACAGCGAUCCUUUCAGAGCACGCUGGGCCAUUUAAUUCCACAAUCGCGACCGGAAGUGCAGGCGAAGGCUGCUGGAGGCGUUGCCGAGAGGCUGCUGGGCGCGGAUCGGGCUCGAUUGUUUCUACUGAACGUGGACCCGUCGAUUGGGCCAGUUGGAAAAGACACGUUUACGAUCGAAAAGAAUUCCGCUGGAAAAAUCGAGGUCACCGGCACUUCCGGGGUGGCCGCAGCAUGGGGGUUGCAUUACUAUCUGAAACAUUAUUGCAACGCCCACGUGUCGUGGGAAGGGGCUCAAUUGGAGUUACCGGCCACGUUGCCGGACGUUCGCGUGAAUGUUACGUCGAACGACAGGUUCCGGUACUACCAAAACGUGUGUACCUUCGGCUAUAGUUCAGUCUGGUGGCACUGGGACCAGUGGGAAAGGAACAUCGACUGGAUGGCUCUUAAUGGAAUCAAUUUAGCGCUCGCCUUCAAUGGGCAAGAAGCUAUCUGGAAGCGUGUCUAUCUAAAGCUCAACUUGAGCCUGACCGAGAUCAACGAACACUUUACGGGACCAGCUUUCCUGCCUUGGUCCAGAAUGGGAAACAUUCGUGGCUUCGGGGGCGGUCUGACCGUGAACUGGCACGAAAAUUCGAUCCGCUUGCAGCACCGUAUCCUCGACAGGAUGAGAGAUCUAGGGAUCAUUCCUGUGCUUCCAGCCUUCGCUGGCCACGUUCCCAGAGCCUUCAAGAGACUGUUUCCCGAGGCGAACAUGACCAAGUCCGGCGUCUGGAAUCGUUUCGCGGAUGGGUAUUGUUGCCCUUAUCUCCUGGCUCCCACGGAUCCGCUGUUCCAGACCGUCGGAGCAAUGUUUCUGAGAGUGUACAUCGAGGAGUUUGGGACAAACCACGUGUACAACUGCGACACUUUCAACGAGAACGAGCCAGAAACAGGGGAGCUGGCGUAUCUGAGAAACAUGGGACGCUCCGUCUUCGAUGCUAUGGUGCGGGUCGAUCCUGAAGCAAUAUGGCUGAUGCAGGGAUGGCUGUUCUACCACGACCAGAUCUUCUGGACCGCGCCCAGAGUCGAAGCCUUUGUGACUUCUGUGCCAAUUGGCAGAAUGAUCGUGUUGGACCUCCAAUCGGAACAGUUCCCUCAAUACAACAAAUUCGACUCCUACUACGGUCAACCCUUCAUCUGGUGCAUGUUGCACAACUUCGGUGGUACACUGGGCAUGUUCGGGUCCGCGGGCAUCAUUAAUCGCCGCGUUUUCCAAGCGAGAGAAAUGCCGAACAGCACGAUGAUCGGCACCGGUCUGACGCCGGAAGGGAUAAAUCAGAACUACGUGAUCUACGACCUAAUGAACGAGAUGGCCUACCGGCGGACACGCGUCGACCUGGAUAAAUGGUUCGAAGACUACGCCGCUCGAAGAUACGGCGGGACGGACGAGAACGUCUCCGACUCCUGGAAGCUUUUGGGCAGAACGGUGUACAGUUUCACCGGCAAUAGAAGAGUGAGAGGGCGCUACGUGAUCACGAGCCGACCAAGUUUGAAGCUCGAGCCGUGGACCUGGUACAACCCGGACAUGUUCGUUAAAGCGUGGUUGAACUUCAUGACGGCGGCGCGUGAAAUGGGGAACAAUACUCUUUACAAGCACGACGUCGUCGAUGUUACCCGACAGGCCUUGCAAUUGAGAGCCGACGCGAUUUACCUGGACUUGGUGAGGUCCUUCAACGGGGCCAAUAUUGUUGCGUUUAGAGCGUCCGCUAAAUCGUUGUUGGAAGUGUUCGACCAUUUGGAGGACGUGUUGGCCAGCAGCGAGGACUUCUUGCUCGGUACUUGGCUGCGAGAUGCUAAAAGCCACGCGGACGACGGCCUCGAGGAGAUGCUGUACGAAUACGACGCCAGGAAUCAGAUCACCCUGUGGGGCCCACGCGGCGAGAUUCGGGACUACGCGAACAAACAGUGGGCCGGAGUCGUUGCCGAUUACUUCAAGCCGCGCUGGGCUAUUUUCUUGGAGUCCUUGGACGAUGUUCUGGCCAAGGGCGAGAGGCUGAACAUCACCAAGAUCAACGAGAGGAUCUUCAGGGAGGUCGAGAAGCCGUUCACAUUCUCGCGGAAGAUCUAUCCGACCGUGCCGCGAGGCGACGCUGUCGAGACGGCGACCAGAAUUUCGUCGAGGUGGACGAGGACCAGUUACGGGACAGAAGGAAGGAAUCUUGAUGGAAGACGAUCGUACAUCAACCAAGACGUUUAAACUUUGUAAAGAUCGUUAAUAUUGUUAAAAGAGCAUUCUACCAUCGGAUAGAAUUACAGAUUGAAACGGCGAAGAUAAAUUCGAGGGGGGCGUAGGGUUAAUCGUAGAUAUCUAAAGAGACGGUAAAAAGGAAUUAUCGUUAACGAUCGAGUGUCUAACUAAAUACAGGUACAUCGGGCACAGUAAAGUAUCUAGACGUAAGAGAGUCGCGAAAGUGCUUUUCCGUUCGCCGGUGACAUCGUCUUUCGCGUGGUUUAAACGGCGGUGUGGCAGUAGAUGAUCAAUGGAACCGUCUUCGACUGACCGACCGCCUGUUCGCUGCGUGAUGCAAUUCAAAGAGAAAUCAUCGGUGAGAGAUUGAUUGUCGAGGGAAAUCAACGUACGGCCCGGAAGAUCUGUCGCUGUUGGUCGCCAAUCCGGCCGACGUUCUCUCGCGACUUGUGUCCUGACGGUCUUCGGCAAGUUGGACCAGCGAUGGCGAACCUAUGACCCGCGGGUCAGACACUGACCCACGCGGGCUACUCAAAUUACCCGCGCGAUGAUACUCAUAAACUUAUUUUUUUAUAUCAUGAAAGAGAGAACGGGAAAUCAGGAAUAUUAGAAAAAUAAAGUACGUAUAUCUAA
This is a messenger RNA of Megalopta genalis, 3126 nucleotides long. It is a transcript of the gene Naglu, whose product is annotated as N-acetyl-alpha-glucosaminidase. The record is from RefSeq and is a predicted model, not a curated record. Lineage: Eukaryota; Metazoa; Arthropoda; Insecta; Hymenoptera; Halictidae.